CCAGGGGCAAUGUCUAGAAGGCUGGACUGAGGCCAGGCUGUGCCCCCACCCUUAUGGGGAAUGAGAAACGGCCUAGGUUCAGGCUGCCUGUCAGGGCUGAUAAGGGGCCCUCUAGGGCUCCCACAAACGGUUUAUCAGGGUUUUUUUGGGUUUUUUUGUUUUUUUGGUGGGGACUAUUGCAGGGUUCAGGAGGGGGCACAAGCAUGGAGCAACGUUGGGGUCUACUUCGGAGAGUGCAACAGUGGUCCCCAAGACCCUCUCAGACCAUCUACAGACCCGUGGAAGGCCCUCCGCUGGAGCACCUGCAGGAGGAAGACAGGGAGGAAGGGGAGGAGCUUCCUGCCCAGUUCUGCCCCAUGGAACUCAAAGGCCCUGAGCACUUAGGCUCCUGUCCCGGGAGGUCAAGUCCCAUACCCUGGGCUGCAGCAGGUCGAAAGGCUGCCCCCUAUCUGGUCCUGACCGCCCUGCUAAUCUUCACUGGGGCCUUCCUCCUGGGCUACGUGGCCUUUCGAGGGUCCUGCCAGGCGUGCGGGGACUCCGUGUUGGUGGUCGGUGAAGAUGCCAACCCUGAAGACUCCGGCCGGGGCACGUUGUACCGGAGUGACCUCCAGGCCAUGUUUCUCCAGUUCCUUGGGGAGGGGCACAUGGAGGACACCAUCAGUCCAAGGAAGACAUACAGACCUGCAGAUACAGUGAGGAUGGAGGGAGGAAACCAGAACCUCAAAAGGUCUAGUUGGAAGGAUUCAGAGCUGGCAAGAUGGCUCAGCAGNCCUGAGCAGAGAGGUUUUGAAGUGCUCCANAGGCACCCNGGGAGGGCCGCAACUCUGAAGUGCCGGGUAGCUGUUGCCCAGGACUUUGGGGCCCAAGGAGUGCUGAUAUACCCUGACCCAUCAGACUUCUCCCAGGAUCCCCACAAGCCAGGCCUGUCUAGCCACCAGGCUGUGUAUGGUCAUGUGCACCUGGGAACUGGAGACCCUUAUACGCCUGGCUUCCCNUCCUUCAAUCAAACCCAGUUCCCUCCAGUAGAAUCAUCGGGCCUUCCCAGCAUCCCCGCCCAGCCCAUCAGUGCCGCCAUUGCUGACCAAUUGCUCAGGAAACUCACAGGCCCCGUGGCUCCCCGGGAGUGGAAAGGUCACCUCUCAGGNGCGGGACCUUAUCGGCUGGGACCCGGGCCCGGCUUACGCCUUGUGGUCAACAACCACAGAGUCUCUACUCCCAUCAGUAACAUCUUUGCGUGCAUCGAGGGCUUUGCAGAACCAGGUGGGCUUGUCUGCCCAGCAUCUCCCAUAGCUUGGGAGAGACCCUGGGGCGCUUGGACCGAUGGUAAUCGAAGAUGCGCUCACUACUCCCUAAACCCGGACACGACUUCCUGUGAUGCUGAGAGGGUUGGCAGCAGUGUGGAGUUCUACUUCCUGUCCCAGUAUGUGUCGCCAGCCGACUCCCCAUUCCGCCACAUUUUCCUAGGCCAAGGCGACCACACUCUGGGUGCCCUGGUAGAUCACCUGCGGAUGCUGCGCUCCGAUGGCUCGGGAGCCGCCUCCUCCUCCGGGUUGACACCAAGUCUGGGCUUCCAGGAGAGUCGCUUCCGGCGCCAGCUGGCGCUGCUCACGUGGACACUGCAGGGGGCAGCCAACGCACUCAGUGGCGACGUUUGGAACAUCGACAAUAACUUUUGAGGCCAGAAGCCCUCCAUGGGCCCCACGUGAUUCUCCUUUCUCCCUCUGAGUGGGUGCAGGCAAAGGAGGUGCCUGAGGAUUGUCACCUAUCCUCCUUAAAGCUCCUGCAGCGCUGGUGAGCCAUAUUUUUCUCAGCGUGACUGUCAUGCCGUAGCUUAUCCAGAAAGCAGUUUCUCUUCCCACCACAGGCCCCUCUGUCUUCAGGAGCAAAGUUCCUCAUCUCUAGAGACCAUCUAGACGCUGGGGUCUGAUCAGCUCUCUUAGAGCGUGAGGUGGACAGCGUCAUUAUUUUAUGACACAUGGGCGGUAUGUGGGCAGCCCCAGGGGGAUUAGAUGUCAAUAAACCAACUGUAACCUCUGUUGUCCAUACGCAAUUUAGCUUCCUCUUCAUGCCGUACCCACUCCUCAUAUCUGCCUUGAGACUAGGAAAGAAGGAAGGCACAGAAGGCAGCCGGCAGCUUGCAAGAUGUUAUCCACAUGGGGAAAAUAACAACUGUUCUAAUGUCUAAGAACACUGCCCAAAGAUAAUGGAUAGGAGGUAGGACAGUGGGGAUAACUCAUCAGGAAUGGGUGACUGCUGCCAAGCCCGGUGACCUGAGUUUAAUCCCCAGGACAAACAUGGCAAAAGAAGAGAACCAGUUCCCACAAGUUUUUCCUAUAUCCUCCAAACAUAUGCCCGUAAAAGCACAAAUAGAUANAUGUUUGUUUGUUUGUUUAAAGUGGCUUUGUGGUUAAGAAGGCUGGAUGCCAUUCCAGAAGACAUUGGCUCGAUUCCCAGCACCCUCAUGGCCGCUUACAACUGUCUGUAACUCCAGUUGCUGGGGACCAGGUGC
Mus pahari (shrew mouse) is the source of this 2509-nucleotide messenger RNA. RefSeq names its product transferrin receptor 2 (gene Tfr2). NCBI's taxonomy places the organism in Eukaryota, Metazoa, Chordata, Mammalia, Rodentia, Muridae. The coding region runs from base 54 to 1676 and encodes 540 amino acids. The transcript has 11 exons. The record is from RefSeq and is a predicted model, not a curated record. Gene Ontology annotation, cellular component: external side of plasma membrane. Gene Ontology annotation, biological process: endocytic iron import into cell.